Neohortaea acidophila is the source of this 2541-nucleotide messenger RNA. RefSeq names its product alpha-glucosidase-like protein maltase. The coding region runs from base 377 to 2152 and encodes 591 amino acids. NCBI's taxonomy places the organism in Eukaryota, Fungi, Ascomycota, Dothideomycetes, Mycosphaerellales, Teratosphaeriaceae. Gene Ontology annotation, biological process: oligosaccharide catabolic process. Gene Ontology annotation, molecular function: alpha-amylase activity. The transcript has 2 exons. The record is from RefSeq and is a predicted model, not a curated record.
UGAUGAACAUUUUCCCUAAUAAACUCCGCGAGACACCUAGUAGAACGUUGUGUCACUCAUCCGAGACCCGAUCAGGCCGAUAAUCCUGUUUUAAUCAGAAAACUCCUCGAUAUCACUACGGCGGUUAACACGUGCACCGGAGCUUUCUCGGCAGAUUCAGGAGCUGGAUCCCAAGAUCUUCUUCACUCGCUAGAGUCUGCUUUUGACACUUGCGUUGCUCGCUUCACAUCGCCCGCCUCCCUGAUCUCACCGUUCUCAUUACGCACUCAUCCAGCGUUCACUCACCAGCGCUCACUCACCCAGCGCUCACUCACUCGGUGUUGCAUUUCGUUGAAUUGGCCUCGAUUACCUUGGCAAUCUUACCUGUUUCACAACAAUGGCACAAAGGACCUACUCCGAUCCGAAAUGGUGGAAAGAAGCUGUCGUCUAUCAAGUCUACCCAGCAUCCUUCCUGUCCACCGGCUCGGGCUCGAUACCUGGGUGGGGAGACAUCAAAGGCAUCACGCGCAAGGUCUCCUAUCUCAAAGACCUUGGGGUCGACAUCAUCUGGCUUUCACCCGUCUGCAAAUCUCCCCAAGCUGACAUGGGCUACGACAUAUCUGACUAUACCGACAUUGACCCCCGAUAUGGUUCACUCGACGACAUCGAUGAGUUGAUCGCAACGCUGAAGUCACGAGGCAUGAAGCUCAUGAUGGAUCUUGUGGUGAAUCACACAAGUGACCAGCAUGCCUGGUUCCUGGAUUCGAAGUCCUCCAAAACGGCCGACAAGAGAGACUGGUACAUUUGGCAGCCGGCCAAAUACGAUGCUGACGGCAAUCGUCAGCCUCCGAACAAUUGGGCCCAGAUCUUGGGAGACGCAAACAGCGCCUGGACCUGGGAUGAACAUACUCAAGAGUACUACCUCUCCCUUUUCACCCCGGAACAGCCUGAUCUGAACUGGAGAAAUCCUCAAGUUCGGGAAGCAGUGCAUGAUGUUUUGAGGUUCUGGCUGGACCGAGGUAUCAACGGCUUUCGUAUGGAUGUCAUCAACGUGAUUUCCAAAGUCGAAGGAUAUCCGGAUGCUCCUGUGCAAGACAAGAGUGCCAAGUGGCAGCCGGGUUUCAUGCACUUUGCCAACGGGCCACAUCUUCAUGAAUAUCUGAGGGAGAUGAGACGGAAGGUAUUGGCUUCAUACGACACAGUCACUGUGGGUGAGAUGCCGUGGGUCAACGACGAGGAGGAGAUCGUCAAAGUGGUUGGAGCGGAGAGCGAAGAAUUGAACAUGAUCUUCAUUUUCGAGCUGAUGGAUAUGGACAGCGAUACCCGCAAGCUGUCCAUUGGACCUUGGAAGCCAGCUGACUUGCGACGAAUCGUCAGUAAAUGGCAAACAGUCAUGUACGAGAAGAAUGGCUGGAACUCCAUCUUCAUCGAGAAUCACGACAAUGCACGCUCCGUCAGUCGCUUCGUUGAUGACUCAAAACAGUUUCGCGAGCUUGGAGCCAAGCUGCUGUGCCUUCUCGCGACAAGCCUGGGAGGAACUCUGUAUGUCUACCAAGGGCAGGAGCUGGGCAUGAAGAAUGUCCCGGAAAGCUGGGAGAUUGAGGAGUACCUGGACGUUGAGACGCGGAACUUCUGGGAGGCGAUGCAAGCGCUGCACAUCGGUGACGAAAGCGCGUUGCAGGAGGACAAGAAGAUUGUCUCGCGGAAAGCGCGAGAUCAUGCGAGGACGCCAGUGCAAUGGACCUCCCAGCCGAAUGCCGGAUUCUGCGAAGAAGGCACAAAGCCAUGGAUGAGAGUCAAUGACGACUAUCUGAAAUGGAAUGCGCGUUCGCAGCUCGCGAAUAUGGAAGGUCAGAGCGUCGUGCAGUUCUGGCGACACGCUUUACAGCGGCGGAAGAACUUCAAGGACGCUUUUGUAUAUGGCGCUUUCGAGUGUCUGGACAAUGAACAUGAGAGCGUCUUCGCAUUCAAGAGGACGAGCGCGGAGAACGAUAAUCUGUGGAUGGUGGUCCUCAACUUCUCUGCGAACGAGCUGCAAUGGAACCUUCCGAAAGGCCUGCAGGUGCAUGGGUUCAUCGAAAGCAACUACGGAGAUGCACCGAUCGAGCCGAAAGACGGGAAGGUCAGACUGCGAGCUUGGGAAGGAGUGCUUGGAAGAUGCUUCGUUGAGUGAUGUUCCUUCCGGAUCUGCGGGCUUGCGACUGCCUGCAGCCACCACUCCUUCCGACACUGCACGCAGCAACUGCCCUCAACGUGUGCUUACAUGGCUUCUGAAUCUCUUCUUCUUCCUCCCUUUCUCUUCGCAUCAUCUUCUCUUCCUCUUCCAACAUCCUCCAAAGCCAGCUUGCUUCUCUACACCAUUCCCACAAAGCUUGCCUUUCUGCACCAUCUCCGCUGCACAAUUAGCCAUCAGAACUCCUUCGAGCGUCUUCCUCACCGGCAUCUCCUCCAGUACAGCUCGUGAGACAUGGCCGGAUGUGAGUGGCACCACCACGCAGUCACAUGCUUUUUGCACUCAGCCAACUGACGCAUCUCCCAGCCAAAUCCAUCACCCACCCCGAC